Messenger RNA from Mollisia scopiformis, 1211 nucleotides. Its product is annotated as Metallo-dependent phosphatase. NCBI's taxonomy places the organism in Eukaryota, Fungi, Ascomycota, Leotiomycetes, Helotiales, Mollisiaceae. Bases 190 to 1101 code for a protein of 303 amino acids. The transcript is spliced from 2 exons. Gene Ontology annotation, molecular function: hydrolase activity. The record is from RefSeq and is a predicted model, not a curated record.
CCCGAAUUCCAUCGCAAACAAAGAAAACCCAAAUGCACACCCAAUGGUAUCCUUGGAACGAGCUUUGAAACAGUUGAAGUCCGCUUUAAAAUUUCUUGGUCCAUGAUACAUAAAUCAUCGUUCUUCGCUUGGUGUCUUCCAACCAGGCAACUUCUCAAUUUCACGUCGCAUUAUCGAAGACGUUGCAAGAUGACGACCACGGUUUCCACAAAGUUUCUUAUCAUUUCUGAUACCCAUAGCUUCGAAUUCGGCGACGCAGAGAAAGUCAAUGGUCCCUUCCGACUACCAAUCCCAAAAGUUGAUGUUGUCCUGCACUGCGGGGACUUAACCUCAGUUGGAGGUCCGUCAGCCUACAAAGGAGUUCUGAAGAUGCUUGGCGCCAUCGAUGCCGAGCUGAAACUCGUCAUUGCAGGCAACCAUGAUCUUGACCUCGAUAGGAAAUACUUCGACUCGCAUCUAGAUGAAGACGACGACCCAGAACAGCACAAUAAAUCUGUUGAGAUCAUGACUGGAGCUUUGGCCAAAGAAGCUGGAGUUACAUACCUGGUAGAAGGGCUCAGCACUUUCACACUCAAGAACGGAGUAAAAUUCACAAUAUACGCGUCACCAUACCAACCAGAAUUCUAUGACUGGGCAUUUCCAUACGAACGCAAUGAGGACCGAUUCAAUCCCCCUCAGAAUAUCGUACCUGGUGUUAAGUGUAUCACAGAAAACCCUAUUCCGGAUUUUCCUGGCAUCGAUAUCCUGAUGACGCACGGUCCUCCCGAAAAUAUUCUUGAUGAGACCAACAAAGGUACCCAUGUGGGAUGCGAAGCGUUGAUGACAGCCGUCAGUCGCGCAAGACCACUUCUGUACUGCUUUGGACACAUUCAUGAAGGCUAUGGUGCCGCAACGAUUGCCUGGAACGAGGAUAAGACCAAGAUGGGAGCAGAAGCUAUACGGAGCCAAGGUCAUCUCUCAAAUGCUUAUUCAGAGAGCUUAAAUUGGUCACCCAAAUUCGGAAAAGAGACACUGAUGGUGAAUGCGGCCAUAAAAGAUGUCAGGUAUAAGCCUACAAACGCACCAUGGAUCGUUCAGCUGGACCUUCCUCGUGGGGAUUGAGCAUCGUUCUGGCUCAAUUCGGAGAGUUGCAGUGGAGCGGCGCUCGCUGAGAAAAGUACUUUAUGCAAUGUAGUAAUAGUUCAAGAAAUGAUAGAGAAUCGACAUGCGAG